CUGUAACAAAACAAGGACAGAAACCAAUUUCUUUAAUUUCUCCAUAUAAAUGCAGCUAAAAUUAAUCCUCACCAAGAAAAGCCAAAGAAAUCGUUAAAAGAAAAGAAAAGGAAAAGGAAAAAAUAUUUCCCCAAUAAUGGUUCGCAUUAGCAACACCCUUUUCACCUUUAUAAACAUAUUUCCUUUCUUUCUAGGCCUGGUUGCCGUCGUUGUCUCCAUCUACUUUCGCCUGCAUGGAACCACCGUUUGUCAAAACACCCUACGAAACCCUUUGCUGAUAAUAGGGCUCGUUCUAUUCGCUGUAUCGUUGCUAGCCUUUAUUGGUUCUUGUUGCAGUAAUGCCAGUUUUUUCUUAACUGCUUACUCCAUUUCCGUGGUCCUUGUCGUUUUGGCUUUAACGGGUUUAACGCUUUUCGCCAUGGUCGUCACCAAUAAAGCCUUGGCCAGGAGGAUUUCCGGGAUAGGGUUCAGCGAAUACCGACUCGAAGAUUAUUCAGGUUGGUUGAAAGACCAUUUUGUGAGUAACAAUAACUGGGAUCACAUCCGGAGUUGUUUGAGUUAUUCCCAUGCUUGCAAAACUCUCCAUAGCGACGCAACCUUCUCAGGUUUCAUCAAGCAAAAAGUGUCCUCAAUUCAGUCCGGUUGCUGCAAGCCACCAAUCUACUGCAAGUUUGUGUACAAGAAUGCGACGUUCUGGAUGGUGCCAAAAUCGGGUCCGGACGUGGAAGACAGCGACUGCAGGACAUGGAGCAAUGACCAGCGCAAGCUGUGCUACAAUUGCAAGUCUUGCAAGGGAGGAGUUUUAGCCAAUAUAAGGAAAGAAUGGAGGCUUUUGGCCAUUCUAAACAUAUGCGUCAUUGUAUUAGUCCUCAUCACCUUGAACAUUGGGUGCAGCAUUAGAAGAAGAAGAAGAAGGAAACCUGAUGAGAAAAUAACCUUUACAGCUUAG
Messenger RNA from Durio zibethinus, 949 nucleotides. Its product is annotated as tetraspanin-11-like. Lineage: Eukaryota; Viridiplantae; Streptophyta; Magnoliopsida; Malvales; Malvaceae. The record is from RefSeq and is a predicted model, not a curated record. Gene Ontology annotation, cellular component: membrane. Gene Ontology annotation, biological process: auxin-activated signaling pathway.